GGAUCCAGGUGGUAGCUCGCGGAGGCGCUUCCUGGGAGUGACGCGCAGACUCAGCUCCCCCGCGGCCCGCCCUCCCGCCGGCCUCGCCGCGGUCUCCCUCGCUCCCUGAGAUCGCUGAGCGCUGAACAGCGGCCCGGGGAGGAGGCCUUGGGCGACGCGGCGCGGAGAGGGAGGGCGGGCGGGCAGUGGGAGCGCCGCGGGUCUCUAUAUGGCGACGGCUCUGUCGGGUCUUGCUGUCCGGCUGUCGCGCUCGGCCGCCGCCCGCUCCUAUGGGGUCUUCUGCAAGGGGCUGACCCGCACGCUGCUCAUCUUCUUUGACUUGGCUUGGCGGCUGCGCAUCAACUUUCCCUACCUCUACAUCGUGGCUUCCAUGAUGCUCAAUGUGCGCCUGCAGGUUCAUAUUGAGAUCCACUGAAGGCCAUCCCUGACUAGUAGGCAUAGGCAUCACCCCAACUCACUCAUCAGAGGGCCCAGAGCAUGAGAGGUGGAAGAGGGACCCUAGGUACUUGCCUGGAAAACGUAAAGAGGUCAC
Messenger RNA from Mesocricetus auratus (golden hamster), 532 nucleotides. Its product is annotated as small integral membrane protein 10-like protein 2A. The coding region runs from base 209 to 415 and encodes 68 amino acids. The transcript has 2 exons. The record is from RefSeq and is a predicted model, not a curated record. Lineage: Eukaryota; Metazoa; Chordata; Mammalia; Rodentia; Cricetidae.